AUGCCGCCCAAGCCGAAAACCAUUCUGGACAAGGUUCUCGUCGCGAUCGAGGACCUGAAAUCGCCGACGGGGAGCUCGAGACAGGCGCUCGCGAAAUAUCUGAAAGAACACUUUGAACACGAUAACCCAUCGGCUCUCAAGCGCGCGCUGGACAAGGCGGUGAGCGAUGGAAGGCUCGAGCAGCGCGGACAAUCAUACCUCGUUCCUGGAGUGACGUACGACGCGCCGGAAGAAGAGCGCGUGGAGAUUGAGGUGCUGUCGGAGGGAUUCGAGGAGAGCGGAAGAUGUGAGAAAGGCGACCAGGUAUGCGUUACGUACGUCGGGCGAUUGAAGGCGACGGGAGAGGUGUUCGAGCGUUCGAGGGGGCCGUUUCGGUUCACGCUCGGUUACGGCGAGGUUAUUAAGGGUUGGGAAGAGGGCGUUCUCGGGAUGAAGGUGGACGAGACAAGACGGCUGACGAUACCGCCAAAGUUGGCAUACGGAAAACGAGGGAGUCCGCCCGAGAUCCCGGAAGACGCCACGCUCGUGUUCGAGAUGACGAUGUUGCGCUUCGAGCCGGUGGUGUAA
Messenger RNA from Ostreococcus tauri, 567 nucleotides. RefSeq names its product Peptidyl-prolyl cis-trans isomerase,FKBP-type,domain. Bases 1 to 567 code for a protein of 188 amino acids. NCBI's taxonomy places the organism in Eukaryota, Viridiplantae, Chlorophyta, Mamiellophyceae, Mamiellales, Bathycoccaceae. The transcript has a single exon. Gene Ontology annotation, cellular component: nucleosome. The record is from RefSeq and is a predicted model, not a curated record. Gene Ontology annotation, biological process: nucleosome assembly. Gene Ontology annotation, molecular function: peptidyl-prolyl cis-trans isomerase activity; DNA binding.